This is a messenger RNA of Rhinopithecus roxellana (golden snub-nosed monkey), 2434 nucleotides long. RefSeq names its product protein phosphatase 4 regulatory subunit 3B (gene PPP4R3B). Gene Ontology annotation, cellular component: nucleoplasm; protein phosphatase 4 complex. The record is from RefSeq and is a predicted model, not a curated record. Lineage: Eukaryota; Metazoa; Chordata; Mammalia; Primates; Cercopithecidae. Gene Ontology annotation, molecular function: protein phosphatase activator activity. Gene Ontology annotation, biological process: protein dephosphorylation; DNA damage response. The transcript is spliced from 3 exons. Bases 382 to 693 code for a protein of 103 amino acids.
GCCCCUGCUAGGACAGCCCGUGCGAGCCUGCUGGAGGAGGAAGAGAAAGGCAGAGAGAGUCGGGUUACAAGAUGGCGGAUCUGUAGUAGUUACCGCGGCGGCGGCGGCGGCGGCGGCGGGAGAGCGAGCGAGCCCUGUGGGGCAAAGGGACGGGAGGGUGGGUGUAUGCGGGGGUGAAGUGAGAGGUAACUGGGCCUCCGGGCGGAGGGUCUCAGUGGCUCUUGUCACCCCUUCUCGCGGCUGAACCUUUGAAGCCAUGGUGAAUUCGGGCCUCUCCGGAGCCGCCACCGCCACUACCGCCUCUACCGUCUCCCAAGAGUGAGGGGCGCGGACGAGGUGAGCGAGGAGGCGGCGGCUGGAGCGGUGGAGACAGCAGCCACCAUGUCGGAUACGCGGCGGCGAGUGAAGGUCUAUACCCUGAACGAAGACCGGCAAUGGGACGACCGAGGCACCGGGCACGUCUCCUCCACUUACGUGGAGGAGCUCAAGGGGAUGUCGCUGCUCGUUCGGGCAGAGUCCGACGGAUCGCUACUCUUGGAAUCAAAGAUAAAUCCAAAUACUGCAUAUCAGAAACAACAGGUUAAAAGUUUCAGAAUGAAAAGUGAAAGUUUUUGUACUGGUGAUCAUUAUCAUUUUUGGAUUGAGCCACUGUCGGUUUAUUCUAAGAUGUGUUUAUUAGUAUUAUUUAACUAGUUAGUCAAGUCUCUUCUAUACCUUGUACACGAAACCUUUUAUUCUGAAUCAUGUUUAAAGGAAAUGACAUAAAACAAAAUUCAAAGGGAUAUUCUUAAAGCAAGGAAAGCCUGUUUGUGGUGUGAAAUUAAAUCAUUUGACUCAAGUAAAGGUAGAGGUUUUGAAGUAGAAGCAUUAAAUCCUGCUGUUUAAUUAUGUAUUUUUAAUAUAGUAAUCAAUGGAUACUUUAUAAAAGUGUACAUUGCCAAUUAUGUAACAUCUUCUGUUAAUAUUUAUUGUCUUAUUUGGGAAAGAAAAUGUGUGUUGUGUUUUAGCAUGCCUGAUUAAUCUGAAAAUGGUAGCAGUGAUUCGAGCUUUUUUUAUUCUGUGAAUGUUUUUAUUUUUAUUAUGAAAUAUAUUAAAAUUGAAAAGUACAGAGAAUAAUGGGUGUCUGCUGUAACACCACCAGAUUUAACAAUGUUAACGUUAUGCCAUAUUUGUUUCAAAUACUUUUGUAAUAUUGAACAUUAUGGAUAGAGUUAAAGCUGGUUUGUAUCCAUCCCGUUCUUUACAUUCGCCAUCCCCUACAUAGGUAACCACUAUUCUGAAGUUGAUGUGUAUUCUUUGUGUACAUGCUUUUAUACCUUUUCUGCAUAUGUAUGUAUCCAUAAAUAAUAUGUAGUCUGUUGUAUGUUUUUAAACUUUACACAGUGGAUAUCGUACUCUUACAUGUAUUCUGCAGCUUGCAUUUUUCACACAUUCGUUUUGAAUAUUUGUUCAUGUUAACAAUGUAGAUCUAGUUUUCUUUUUAAACUGUAUAGUAUUCUUAUGUAUGACAUACACCUAUUGUUACACAUUUGAAUUAUUUCCAGGUAUUUUGUAUGUGUGUGGUAUGUAAAGUCACGAUGGCAGAGAUUUUUGAAGGAAGAUAAAUUAUUUUAGGAUUACAUUUACAGCAUCAGUGCCCACUUCAAGGUGUAUGAAAAUUUGGAUGCCCAGAAACAAGUACUUCAUAGUUGGAGGAAUAAACUUCUGUCUGUUGUGCAGCUUAUUAAUACAAAGUCUUACUGUUAAACAAUUGUUUUAUGUAUACAACACAUUCUUAAUCAGUUAUUUGAAAUACUUUAAAAUUUUCAAUAUUCAAUUCAUAGCUUAUUUUCUCUGUUUAGAAAAUAUUGUGUGUCUUUUUUGAUGGAGAAGCAAAUUAAACAUUUGUCCUGAAUUGAAAACCUGAAGAUGUUUCCUAUACCUUAGACAUAUUAAGGUAGACAUUUAAGUAAAUUUAAUUUCUAAGUUAGCCAAGCAGCUCUUACUCUCUGUCUUUAUACUGAAUUUUUACCAGAUAAUCACUUUUAGUUUGUUUUUGUUUGCUUGCUUCUUUGUGGGGAAAGAAAUACUAAUUUUUUUUUAACAAUAUUUCACUUAUCUGCAUGAAUAUAAAGUUAUCAGGAACUUUGUUCUUAAAUGUAACUAAGUCAUAAGCAGUUCCCUACAAAUUUAGUUAUAAUAAUGCAUUCUCAGAUUGUGUAUAAGAUCCUUUAGCUGUUGUUACGUUGGAAAGAUCACAUUAUGGAGUAGGUUUGUAUUUAAAAUAGUCACCCAGCGUAAGUUAAAAAUACACAGUGGUUCUAUGAAUACUUUAGAAUCAUUAGGACAUGUCGGUAAUUUCAUGUAUAAUGUUACUCUACUAGAAAAUUAGUUCUAGAUAAUUAGCAUUUUUGUAUACACUAAAUAUAAAGUGUUGGAAAAAUUGCAUUAUUUA